Messenger RNA from Aspergillus heteromorphus CBS 117.55, 2858 nucleotides. RefSeq names its product Rab GTPase-binding exocyst subunit SEC15. Gene Ontology annotation, biological process: Golgi to plasma membrane transport; intracellular protein transport; exocytosis. Gene Ontology annotation, cellular component: membrane; exocyst. The coding region runs from base 77 to 2380 and encodes 767 amino acids. The record is from RefSeq and is a predicted model, not a curated record. The transcript is spliced from 9 exons. NCBI's taxonomy places the organism in Eukaryota, Fungi, Ascomycota, Eurotiomycetes, Eurotiales, Aspergillaceae.
CAGAAUUGCCAACUAAGCAGCCUUCUACUUGGUGGCUUCGAACCCAAUAUCUAGAAAAACCUGUCGAUAACUCGAUAUGCCAUCCGCGAUGCCCUCUCGUAAUGAAACGUCAUACCUCCUGAACCAGCUCAUCAUAUCUCCUUCAGAUGCGGACUACCUAGAUCAAUUGAUCCCUUCAAUCAAAGAAUACAGCAUUGGCAACAGAACAUCCAAACUUCUGCAAACUCUGUCUAGAUUUGCUAGUGACAAAGAGGCUGAGAUAGAGUCUAUUUGCAACACAAAUCAUCAAGAAUUCGUUACUUCUGUGAAUCAUCUUCUCCGUAUUCGAGAAGGCACUGUCAGCUUAACUGCCGAGAUACUGGAUCUCAACCAGUCCAUACAAGCCAGCACGGAGAGGUUAGCUGAACAAAAAAGAGCUUUAGUAGACUCCCGGAGUCACCGGCAAAAUAUCGAUGAGACAUCACGAGCCAUCCAGGAUUGUCUUGAGGUCUUGCGUCUCGCAAAUCAGGUCCAUGAUUUGCUCGCAAAAAAAAAUCACUAUGCUGCACUUCGCGCUCUUGAAGAGUUACAAAAUGUCCAUCUCAAAGGUGUGACACAGUAUAAGAUUGCUGAUAUGAUUCAAAGCUCUGUGCCCGCAAGCCAGAAAGCAAUAGCUGAAGCAGUCAUGUCUGAUCUUAAUACUUGGCUGUACAGAAUUCGGGAGAUGUCUCAAUACCUUGGGGAGAUUGCUUUGUAUCAUACGGACCUGAGGAAAACUAGGCAAAAAGAAAGGACAGAGAAAUACCCCUAUUUGAGCCAAUUCAAGCUAAAUUCGGCGAUAGAGCUGGUUUCAGAUGAGAGUGAAGAAUAUGAUCUCUUGCAGAACGAGGAACUUCAAGUUGAUUUCACGCCGCUAUUUGAAUGCCUCCAUAUCCAUCGGUCUCUUGGACAUAUGGAUAGAUUCCGAGUUGAAUAUACCAAUACACGGCGUCGGCAAAAGGAGCUCUUAGUCCCUACAGCCAUAACGCUUGUUGACGAGGAUGGAGCGAGUCUUCACAAUCUUCUUGAAGAAAUGGCGGGCUUUGCCAUUGUCGAACGUUCCACAAUGAAGAGGGUUCCGGACCUCAGAUCGCCAGUUGAUGUCGACGAACUCUGGGAUUCGAUGUGCCAAACUGCCGUUGGCCUGAUAUCAAAGGCACUUCAUGAAGUCGACAAUGCCGAAAGUCUUCUAAAAAUUAAAAACCUUAUUGCCUUGUUUAUGCAGACAAUGAAUACCUGGGGCUUCCCUGUUGGGGUAUUCGACGACUUUCUCCUGACUCUGUUUAGGAAAUAUGCUGAGUUGCUCAAGAAACGAUUCAGUGAUGAUUUCCAAGAGAUAGUAUCAACCGAUGACUAUAUGCCGAUGCCAAUUCAGACAAUGGAGGAAUUUGACAAAGUAUUGAAUGUCAGCUGGUAUAGCCCAGAUAAACCAAGACAAGAACAAGUGUUUCCCUGUGUCUUGCCGUUUUCUCAAAUGUAUCCAUUGUGCUGCAUUGACAUCCGAAAUUUCUUGAAUCAGUUUUACUUCUUUGCAAAUGAUGACUUCUCACAUCCUACUGUUAUCGACGAGACACUGAGAGAUGCCCUGGAUGAACUUUUGUCUAACAAAGUUUGCGACACCCUUGUUGAGCGGCUCUCCUCACAGUAUUUAGGGCAAAUUGUGCAAAUACUGAUAAAUCUGGAACAUUUUGAGCUCGCAUGUCGCGAACUUGAGCUGCUGCUUGCUGCUGCUAGAUCACAGAAUAUCUCAGGUGAUGUAGUCAACUUAAAUGCUACUGAAAAAUUCAAGAGCAACAAGAAAGCAGCAGAGAAACGUAUCUUUGAGGUUGUGAAUUCCAAGAUCGACGAUCUUAUUGAAACAGCCGAGUAUGACUGGAUGGCAUCCGUACCACCCACAGAGCCAAGCAAUUACAUGCAGACUUUGACACGCUUCCUUUCCAACAUCAUGAAUUCAACGUUGCUUGGACUUCCAACUGAGAUCAAGGAGCUUAUAUAUUUUGAUGCACUCAGUCAUGCGGCAAACAUGAUCCUUGCACUUCCUCUUUCUGCGGAAGUUAAAAAGAUCAAUCCGAACGGCGUGAUGGCGCUUGCAAAAGACGUCGAGUACCUAUAUCAGUUUGUUGACAGCCUUGGCGUUCCUAUACUUCGGGAAAACCUUGAUGAAUUGCAACAGACAGUCCAGUUGAUGCAGGCGGAUAAUACUGACGAGUUUUACGACAUCUCCACCCGAAAUAAAAAAUAUGGGCGUGUGGAUGCCAUCCAUGGUCCCAUAUUAUUAGAAAAGAUCAUACGCACAGUUCAAAGCUCCACCAAGACUGAUAAAUUUACGACACUUUCAUCGAGAUUUGGCAAGAAAACAUGAAUUGCCCUCAUCACUUUACAAUCCACCCCCCUGUGGCGUCAAAUGAUGAUACUCCUUACAUCACAUAUCAAGACAAUACAUUGCGUGGCUGAACAGGGCAUGAGAUCUGCUGCGCAAGGUCUUUAUAGUCCUUCGCAAUGGAUGGCAAUUGGAACACACCUAGUGAUAUAGCCUUUGACAGAAUAACAGAAUCAAUAUCAUAGCGUAAGUAGGAUACGAUACUUUUAUAUGCCACCCAGCUGUAUCUGGUGCAUUCACUAUUGUAUUCAACAUAUCAGCGAACGGAAAGUUUUGCAGGUGUAAAAUGAGCCGUGGAUUAAACAUAGAACUCCUUUGACUGUGAUCAAACUUACCUGCUGAGGCGGUAAAUGCGGGUAAGCAGCAUACAUUCCUUCGAACAUUUGGGGUUGAUGCUGGCCAUAAGCACCUGUCGGAUCCGAUUGAACGGCCCCCGCAUACAUUGCUGGUUGGCGAUAUU